AGUGUCUACUUGCGGGUACACACAAGGGAGGGGAAGGGAAGGGAAGGGAAGAGAGGCGAACCGAAGCGAAGACCAACAGCUGUGGGCGGCCCUGCCUCCAACCCCAUCCGCCUCUCUUCGGAAGGCUUCUACACCCUUCGAUUCCCCUCUUCCCUUGUCAAAUUCCCGCUUCCUCCCGAUCUGCGAGCGUGCAUCUGCACGAAAGCUCUCAUCUUUGGUCGCUUCGCCCUGGGUAUCGAGAAAGAUCGGAUCUUUGGGGUGAGGAAAAGGCGUCUUUUUUGUGAGUUACCUUGGGCUUGGGGGCUGAGAAUUUGGUGGGAUUCGUUUGGAUGGAGAAGGAAUCGAAGGAGCAGAGAGCUCCGCCGCUGAGGGCGGCUCCGCCGGAGCGCGAUUUCCCGUUGCAGUGGGGAAGCUGCAAGCGCCUCCGCUGCGUUAAGGUCAGAGAGGAAGGCUCCCCGGGUAAAUCCGACGGGAGGAGGAGGGCUACGUCCCGGAUCAACCGCCGCAUCGUCAUCGGGGGCGACAGGGACUUCCCCACGCCGCGGUUUCGGCACCCCGCGCAACUCCCCCACAGGAGGUCCGAAUCCGUGGGUAGCGAGAACCAGAGAUCGCGGUCGGUGACGUCGUCGCCGGAGAAGGAGGAUCGGUGCUACACGACGAGGGGGUCGCUCAUGGCCCACGGAUGCGAAGGGGAAAACGGGGCGGCCGGCGGCGGAGGCGGCGGGGAUGAGAGAGGAGCGGCCGUGGCCCUGCCCAGGUUCUUUAUAUCCCUCUCCAACAAGGAGAAAGAAGAAGAUUUCAUGGCCAUGAAAGGCUGUAAGCUGCCACAGAGACCCAAGAAACGCUCCAAAUACAUCCAAAAAUGCAUACUUCUAGUGAGUCCAGGAGCAUGGCUGUCAGAUCUUUCCCAAGAGAGAUACGAGGUGAGGGAGAAGAAAGGAUCAAGAAAGCUCUUUCUCUCCGCAGAGAAAAAGGGGAUUGAAGGCGAUGAGUUUAGAGAGUGAUUCAGAAUGAAUCAAAGAGACUGAAAUCUUCCUUUUCCUUUUGUUGUUGAAUAAGACUUGCUCAGCUAAGUAUUGAAUAUGUAAUGUGUCCUUCCUCCCCUCACUCCUUUGGGGGGCAUGUUACUUGUUUCUUAGAUCAAGAAAUUUUGUAUCAACUAUUUGAAAUAAGUUCUUCAGCUAGUUGUCGAAUCA
Messenger RNA from Zingiber officinale, 1196 nucleotides. RefSeq lists its product as uncharacterized. The coding region runs from base 330 to 1004 and encodes 224 amino acids. Lineage: Eukaryota; Viridiplantae; Streptophyta; Magnoliopsida; Zingiberales; Zingiberaceae. The transcript has 4 exons. The record is from RefSeq and is a predicted model, not a curated record.